UGCGUCAUCAGUGUGCGCCAGAGAGACACAGAGCAAAGGGGGACUGAGGCUGGGAAUAGAGGAAAGCAAUGGUGGGAUGGGUUUGAAUUUCAGUCCAGGCAGGAAGGGGGGAUUGUGUGGGGCCCGGAUUUGCAACCCUGGAGGAACAGGAAAGCAAAAAGAAAUGGGUCCUCCAGAAAGUGUCUACUUGGUGACCUCCCUGACAUGGUGACCUCCCUGACAUUGGUGACCUCCCUGACAUGGUGACCUCCCUGACAUUGGUGACCUCCCUGACAUUGGUGACCUCCUCCCUGACAUUGGUGACUUCCCUGACAUUGGUGACCUCCCUGACAUGGUGACCUCCCUGACAUUGGUGACCUCCCUGACAUUGGUGACCUCCCUGACAUUGGUGACCUCCCUGUGCAGUGUGUUAGAAGAGAGGGUUUAAAAGGCGCAUGAGUCCAGCCCAAACCAUACACCAGCGUCUGGUUGAGGUUAAUUGGGAUCUGAACACCCCAGAAUCUGAAUGUGGAAGGAGAGACGUUUGUGGGGAAACCAGAGAAGCGCUGAGGUGCGCAGCCGAGGAGGUAGAGCUUUUACUAGUUGCGCAGCUUGGAAUAACUGCCUGGGUUUGCAGUGAUGAGGGAGUACCUAUGUGUACUGUGCGUGGACAACUGAUUAUCCAGCUGGGAGAGCAAGAUGGAGAAACCGUGGAAAUGUGGAGACUGUGGGAAGGGCUUCAGUUACCCCUCUCAACUGGAUAUUCAUCGUCGCAGACACACUGGAGAGAGGCCAUUCACUUGCACGCAGUGUGGGAAGAGGUUCGCUUAUUCAUCCAGCCUGUACUUACACCAGAGGGUACAUGCUCGCAAGAAGCCGUUUGCCAACCUUGGUGGUCGGGAACAGUUUGCUUCAUCAAACCUGAUGGGCCGGGUUUGUUCUGAUCAGAGGCCUUUUAAAUGUUCUGACUGUGAGAAGGGCUUUAAAAGCAAACAGGAGCUGCUGAGACACCAGCGCACGCACACGGGCGUGAGACCUUACACUUGCACCAUUUGUGGAAAAGGAUUUGCUCAGUCAUCCUACCUGCUGACACACCAGCUUGUUCACACUGAUGAGAGACCUUUCCCAUGUUUGGACUGUGGCAAGCAUUUUAAAAGUAAAAAUGACUUGCAGUUCCAUCAACGCAUUCACACUGGGGAGAGGCCGUUCUCCUGCUCCCUGUGCGAGAGGAGAUUCCGGCGUUUAUCCCAAAUGCAGACGCACCAGCGAGUUCACACUGAGAAAAGACCUUUCAAAUGUUCCAACUGUGACAAGAGCUUUAAAAGCAAGCAGGAUCUGUUGACACACCAGCGGGUUCACACUGGGGAGAGGCCAUUCACCUGUUCUGUGUGCGGAAAGCGGUUCACCCGAUCGUCCAAUCGUCUGAGACACCAGCGCGUCCACACCGGGGAGAAGCCGUUCGCGUGCUGCGUGUGCGGGAAGGGGUUCACUGAUUCUCCGCAGCUUCUGAUCCACCAGCGCAUUCACACCGGGGAGAGACCGUUCACUUGCUCUACGUGUGGGAAGGGUUUCACUCAGCCGUCCCAGCUCACUGAACAUCAGCACGUCCACACUGACCAGCGGCCCUUCAAAUGCCCCGACUGCAAGAAGAGCUUUAAGAGCAGGAAGUAUCUGCUGAUGCACCGGCAGGUUCACACUGGGGCGAGACCUUUUACCUGCCUGGUGUGUGGGAAGAGGUUCACUCAGUCGUCCCACCUGCUGAGACACCAGCAGCUUCACACUGGGGAGAGGCCGUUCACUUGCUCUCGAUGCGGGAGGGGAUUUGCUCGGUUAUCCAACUUGCUGAGACACCAGAGAGUUCGCAAGUGUGUACUGAGAGGGGAUUCUGUUGUCAGUCCUGUCCAGGAUUGACAACGCCCAUUUGGACAGUUGAGCCUGCCUUAACCGCUGUAAAUCUUCAUUGUAACUGGUCUGGUGCUUAACGUGCUGGGUAAAGUUCAAAUAAAUGUUGGGGAAUCUGUUUGACCGGCCUGUGUGUGAAUGAAAGGCUGCGCAGGCUUGCAGGGGGCGUUGAACAGCCUACUCCAAUUUCCAUGCCUUAAGAACCA
Chiloscyllium plagiosum (whitespotted bambooshark) is the source of this 2087-nucleotide messenger RNA. RefSeq lists its product as uncharacterized. Gene Ontology annotation, molecular function: DNA-binding transcription factor activity, RNA polymerase II-specific; RNA polymerase II transcription regulatory region sequence-specific DNA binding. Lineage: Eukaryota; Metazoa; Chordata; Chondrichthyes; Orectolobiformes; Hemiscylliidae. Gene Ontology annotation, biological process: regulation of transcription by RNA polymerase II. The record is from RefSeq and is a predicted model, not a curated record. Gene Ontology annotation, cellular component: nucleus.